GUCUAUGUAUCAUUUGAUAUUACUUAUAAAUACGAAGUAUAUUAUACACUAAAAAGAUUCUCCUAAAUGAAAUAUUGAUAUUCCUUGACCAUGUGACCAUUAAUCGAAUAAAUAUUUCUUAUUAACAAAUCAGAUCAGUAAAAAAUAAAAACCCUACAGUUCCCUGCGUGAAAACUAACAGUAAAUACUUUUGUAGUAGAUGUUUAUUUCAAUUUCAAUAGUUCUUAGAUUUAAAUUAAACAUUAAGAGUAUUUGAUAAAAUAAUGUAUAGAAAAGAUGAUUGAUUGAAAGUUCUAAUAAUAUUAUCUAUAUUUUUGUGAUUUAUUUCUAUUUAGAAAUUUAAUUGUUUGGUUAUAGUGCGUUUAUUUAUUAAAUAUGUCACCAAUACAGGAAAAUUUAAGAGAUUCGAGCGGAGAUUCCGGAUCAGAUUCCGACAACGCUUCUGUAUCAUCAAGAUCAAGUGUAAGGUCAGCUAGAUCCGAUGCAAGUAGAAGGUCAGAUGUAAGCAAGAGAUCGGAUGAAAGUAGAAGGUCAGAUGUGAGCAGGAGGUCGGAUGCAAGUAGAAAAUCUAAUGCAAGUAGAAAGUCGGAUGUGAGUAUAAGAUCUGAUGCGAGUAAGAGAUCAGAUAGAAGUAGAAGAUCAGAUGUAAGCAGAAAAUCAGAUGAUAGCAGGAAAUCAGAUGCAAGCAGAAAAUCAGAUGAAAGCAGAAAGUCAGAUGGAAGCAGAAAAUCAGAUGCAAGCAGAAAAUCAGAUGGAAGUAGAAAAUCAGAUGGAAGCAGAAARUCAGAUGGAAGUAGAAAAUCAGACGGAAGCAGAAAAUCAGAUGGAAGUAGAAAAUCAGACGGAAGCAGAAAAUCAGAUGGAAGUAGAAAAUCAGAAGGAAGCAGAAAGUCUGAAGAAAGUAGAAAAUCGGAAGAAAGUAGAAAGUCUGAUGAAGAAAAUGAGUCGAAGAUGUUAGAUUCGAGAAAGUCUCAAAGCCCUAAGGAAGAUAGAAGUGAUAAUGAAUCUGAUAAAUCUUUUAUUGCAGCUGGUAACGAAGAAAGUGCAAAAUCUGAUGACAGUGAUUUAGAAGAAUCUAAAAAACGCAAAUCUAAUGAAUCAGAAGAAACAAAAACUACGAAAAAGCAUAAAGUUGUAAUAGGUUCAGAUUCUGAAAAUGAAGAUGUAGAAAAAGAUAAAGAUGAUGGCGUAGCUCCAACAGCAGAUGCUUUGUUUGGUGAUGCAAGUGAUAUUAGUACAGAUGAUGAGAAAGAAAAAAGAGAAACUGGAAAUAAAGAAAAACGUGAUAGUCGAAGUAGAAGUCGAAGUAAAAGCCGUAGCCGAAGUAGGAGUAGAAGUCUUAGCAGAGGAAGAUCUGAUAGUGGUGGGGAAGGACCAAGUCAUCAACCUGUUAUCGAAGAUGAUGAGAAAGAUAAAGAAGAUGAACCAGAACCACCACCAGAAACGAGGAUCGAUGUGGAAAUUCCUAAAAUAUCAACAGAUUUAGGAAGAGAAAUACAUUUUGUCAAGCUUCCUAAUUUCUUAUCAGUAGAAACUAGACCAUUUGAUCAUGACACUUAUGAAGAUGAGAUUGACGAGGAAGAAACUUUAGAUGAGGAAGGUAGAGCACGAUUAAAACUCAAAGUUGAAAAUACAAUAAGAUGGAAAGAAGUAUUCAAUGAUAGUGGAAGAGUUGCGCAUGAAAGUAAUGCUAGGUUUGUUAAAUGGUCAGAUGGCAGUAUGUCAUUGCAUUUGGGGUCUGAAAUAUUUGAUGUAUAUAAGCAGCCCCUACAAGGUGAUCAUAAUCACCUUUACAUUCGACAAGGUACUGGCCUACAAGGACAAGCAGUGUUUAGGACAAAAUUAACUUUCCGUCCUCAUUCAACUGAGUCCUUUACACAUAGAAAAAUGACUAUGUCCUUGGCAGACAGAUCACAAAAAACGUCUGGUAUUAAAGUUCUUUCUCAAGUGGGAAUGAAUCCAGAUCAAAAUAGAUAUGAAAUGAUUAAGAAAGAAGAGGAGAAAUUAAGAAUGGCCAUGCGUGUUCAGAGUAAGACGAAAAAAUCUGCCAGUGGAGGUCGAAGCACAUUAAGAGCUUCGACCGGAUAUGGUGUCGAUGCUUAUCACGAUGACGCUUCUGAAGAUGAAGGGGCUAUUUCACUUGCAGCUAUUAAAAAUAAAUAUAAAAAGGGAGCUGCUGCUACUUCUAAAGCUGCAUCGAAUAUUUAUUCUUCCGACGAAGAAGGUUCGGACUUUGAAACUAUGAGGCCGAAGAAAAAUAUUAAAGGGAAAGUACUUAAAGAUUCUGAUGAUGAAUCUAAUUCCGAGAGUGCUUCAGUAAGCGGUGGAGAAGAUGAUAAUCAAGCUGAUAAUACUAGCGACUAAAUGAAUUUUGUUAUUAUUGGCAAAUAUUAAAAUAAUGUUAUACACACAUGUAUAUUUAAUAACUAUUAAUUCAAAUUCUCUUGACAAAUUCAA
Polistes canadensis is the source of this 2457-nucleotide messenger RNA. RefSeq names its product another transcription unit protein (gene Atu). Gene Ontology annotation, biological process: transcription elongation by RNA polymerase II; positive regulation of transcription elongation by RNA polymerase II. Gene Ontology annotation, molecular function: RNA polymerase II C-terminal domain phosphoserine binding. The record is from RefSeq and is a predicted model, not a curated record. The coding region runs from base 376 to 2364 and encodes 662 amino acids. The transcript has 6 exons. NCBI's taxonomy places the organism in Eukaryota, Metazoa, Arthropoda, Insecta, Hymenoptera, Vespidae. Gene Ontology annotation, cellular component: Cdc73/Paf1 complex; nucleus.